GAGAGAUUCUGAGUGUGGGUCGAGAGUACUCACCUUCUCUCCUCCCAAAUAUCUCAUGAGAGAGAGAGAGAGAGAGAGAGAGAGAGAGAGAGAGAGAGAGAGAGAGAGAGAGAGAUUUUCUACAAAAGCUUUCAGGUGGUGUAAUUUCCUGUCCUUUUGCGGUGGUCCAUUUUCGACGUUGGCUUGUUUAUGUGAGCUGGUUCUCUGCGGGUAGUCUCUCCUCUGUGUCUCGGAUACCAAAAAACAAAUAUUGAACCUUAUUUUUGGCGUGCACAGCCACGGAAUCUUACGACAAAUACGGCGAGCGUCCACAUUAACAUUUCUUUUCACAAACUAAAUUGAACUUUAUCAUGUUUUUGACAAAGUCGCUGAGAACGUAGAUUAGUUGGAUUCGACACCGUCCUGCGUAAGUAACAUGAAGUUUCUUGGUUCUUCUCCAGCCUGGUUUAGGCUUUAAUGCGCACUAAACCUCUCCUCGCCUUUUUUGCCAAAAUUCAUCACCCACUUUAUUGUGAUCAUCAGUCUUAUUAUGUAAGAUGAUGUUCUUCUGCGACUGUUUGUAUUGCACAUAAUACCCGAAAGGAGGAAGAAACGAGGAGGCAGCGGAGUUUCCCCGUCUGAAUUCGUGCUGAGAAGCCGCAUCAUCUCAUAUGCCGUUUUAAACGUCUCUACGGCACGUUUUAAGAUUGUACAAGAGAAACGUUGACAAUAGUAUAACACAAAGAUAAAGAUGAAGAAGUUCCGGAAGGUUUUGGACGGGCUGACCACUUCUUCACCGGUCAAUCCAAGUGGAUCUUCCUCGUGCGGCAGUGCGGCUGGGACCCCCAGUGCGGCACAGACACCGCGGGAGCUGGAGAUCCAGGAGACACUGACGUCGGAGCACUUCCAGAUCUGUAAGACGGUGCGUCAUGGAUUUACCUAUCAGCCCACAGCUCUGGCCUUUGACCCUGUGCAGAAGAUCCUUGCCAUCGGCUCUCGUUCCGGAGGAGUGCGGCUUCUGGGACGGCCAGGAGUGGACUGUUAUUGCCUGCAUGAGACUGGGGCAGCAGUUCUCCAACUGCAGUUUCUCAUCAACGAGGGGGCGCUGGUCACAGCCUGUGCGGAUGACACACUGCACCUCUGGAACUUGCGUCAGCGCCGUCCAGCCGUCCUUCACUCUCUCAAGUUCAACAGAGAACGGAUCACGUUUUGCCAUCUUCCGUUUCAAAGUAAAUGGCUUUACGUGGGGACGGAGCGUGGAAAUACGCACAUAGUGAACAUCGAAUCCUUCGUUUUGUCUGGAUAUGUCAUCAUGUGGAACAAGGCCAUAGAACUAUCAACAAAGACACAUCCAGGUCCAGUUGUUCAUCUGAGUGAUAGUCCAAAAGAUGAAGGAAAGUUGCUGAUAGGUUUUGAGAGCGGUACAAUAAUAAUGUGGGACCUCAGGGCCAAAAGAGCCGACUUUAGAAUAUACUAUGAUGAGGCCAUUCACUCAGCAAGCUGGCAUCAUGAUGGGCGGCAGUUCAUGUGCAGUCAUUCUGAUGGCAGUCUAAGCAUGUGGAACCUGAGAAACACAGCCAAACCUUUUCAAGUCACCUUCCCUCAUGGGAAGACUCAGAGAGAUGGUAGAAAGGAGUCAUGUAAACCCAUUCUCAAGGUUGAGUACAAGACCUCCAGAAACAGCAGUGAAGCCUUUGUCAUCUUCUCUGGGGGUCUGUCGUAUGAUAAGGCAGGACGUAGACCAACUCUAACCAUCAUGCAUGGAAAAGCCAUCACGGUUUUAGAGAUGGACUAUCCAAUAGUGGAUUUUAUGGUGCUCUGCGAUACGCCCUAUCUCAACGAGAUCCAGGAACCGUAUGCGGUGGUGGUUCUGCUGGAGAAAGAUUUUGUUGUGGUCGAUCUAACUCAGAGCAAUUUUCCUAUCUUUGAGAACCCCUACCCCAUGGACAUCCACGAGUCUCCAGUGACAUGUACGGCUUACUUUGCUGACUGUCCCCCUGACAUCAUACCCAUACUUUACUCCAUAGGAGCCAAACACAAAAAGACCGGCUACAGCCACAAGGAAUGGCCGCUCAGUGGUGGCACAUGGACAGUCGGUUCACAAGCAUAUCCAGAGAUUAUCAUCACAGGACACGCAGACGGAUCAAUAAAGUUUUGGGAUGCCACAGCAAUCACACUGCAGAUGCUGUAUAAGCUCAAGACGUCAAAGGUGUUUGAGAAGCCUAAGACUGGAGAGGUGGGCCGUGGUGCAGAGCUGGUGGAGGACGAUCCCUUUGCCAUUCAGAUGAUCAGCUGGUGCCCACAGAGCCGCAUCUUUUGUGUAGUGGGCAUCAGCACCCACGUCAUUCUGUACCGAUUCAGCAAGCAUGACGCCAACACCACCAUCACAUCCCUAGAGGUGCGACUGCAGUGUGAUAUGGAGGACGUCAUCUCUCCAUCAGAUACAGAGAACACCCCAUAUUUUUCUGACCCUAGCAGUCACUCGCCCCAGCCUCAGCCCCCUAGUCCACGAAGCAGCACUCCAGACAGUGUGCGGGACAGCAUCCCCUGCCUCAAGGUUAAAAACCGUAUGAUCCGAAUGCCUCCUGGAUACCAGGCGGAGCUUGUGGUUCAAUUACUGUGGGUCGAUGGAGAACCACCACAGCAAAUCUCCAGUCUGGAUUUAAACUCUGCCUAUGGCCUGUUGGCUUUUGGUAAUUGCAAUGGUGUAGCAGUUGUGGACUACCUGCAGAAAACUGUUCUGCUGUGUAUGAGCACUUUGGAACUGUAUGGAUCUGCAGACCCUUUCCAGCGCCUAACACGCUCUCCUCGCAAGAACCGGCAGUCUACAACAGACUUUUGCAUGCGCGGCCUGUCUAACUUUUAUUCAGAUUCAAAGAAACGGACGCGUACUUCCUACCAGAGCCUGACGGAGCUUUCUGAUAAUCAGGUGUCUUUGGACCUAGAGAGGAGCAAAUCACCCACCUCAGCACCCUACACCCCUUCCCUCCAUAAUGACCCUCGAGGCACAGGGGAACCUGUGUCCAACCUCCGGUCCUGCCACUACAGUCCUGUCUUUUACCUGCUGGACAAUGUCAAGGGACCAGGCAGAAAGUUAAGUCUACCCACAGAUCUUAAGACUGAUCUUGAUCAUGUGAAUGGACAUUGCACUAGCCCCACAUCCCAGCCCUGUCCGUCUGGGAGGGGCAGAGUCCCUGGGGGCCUUGAAGGGCCACGCCUUGCCCGCAGGGGGCCCGGCCGACCGCCCUUCCGCAAGGCCCAGUCCGCCGCAUGCAUGGAGGUCUCUUUGCCUGUAUCCUCACUCACUGAAGGUUAUUCAUCCCGACGAGCCAUGCUGCAGCAGUUACACGGCGUCAGUAUGUACUCUCACGACGAACAUCACACCACCACCUACUCCUGGAGCGAGAGAGAGAGUCGAGAAAACUCGUUCAGCCGUUCUCGGAGCUCUAGCGUUUCCAGCAUAGACAAGGAAACAAAAGAGGCCGUAACCACCCUGCAGUUUGCGGAGUCGUACAGCCGUAAGUCAGACACCUUGCCCACGCCCUGCCUGUGGGUGGGAACGAGCCUGGGCCUGGCGCUCAUUAUCCCAUUGUCCAUCCCUACAGAUGAGCAAGAACGCCAGGAAGACCCCGUUACCGUGGCACCUACAGCCACAGUAUUAAUGUUGAAGGGCUCUGUUCUGCGGUUUGGUUUUCUGGACUGCGGGGGCGCUCUGAUCCUAAAUCCCUAUGAGGUUUGGCGGGACCAGCAUGCUCCAGAAGAGCCAGAUCGACCCCGCAAACGGAAGCUGGUUAACUUCUCGCCCUCCUCCUCUCAAGAGGCCAGUGGAGAUGGCCACUUAGCUGUGGUGUGUUCAGAGAGGCAGGCCAAGGUCUUCCUCAUGCCCUCCCAAGCCUGUCUGUAUGUGCACAACAUCACUGAGUCGUCCUUCGUGCUGCGUGCCGACGUGGUGUCGGUUUGUAACAGCGUUUGUUUGGCCAUUUUCUGCGCCAACGGACACAUCAUGACUCUGAGCCUUCCAAGUUUACGGCCACUGCUGGACGUCAACUACCUGCCGCUAACGGACAUGCGCAUUGCCAGAACAUUCUGCUUCACCAACGGAGGACAGGCGCUGUAUCUGUGCUCCCCCACAGAGAUACAGAGAAUCGCUUACAGCCAGGAGAUGUGUGACAACCUACAGGAGAUGUUGGGGGAGCUCUUUACACCCAUCGAGACACCUGAGGCUCAGAACCGGGGCUUUCUCAAGGGUUUUUUUGGGGGCAAUGCCCAAACCUUCGACCGAGAGGAGCUGUUUGGUGAGGCAGCGGCAGGUAAGGGAUCCCGCAGCCUGGCCCAGCACAUCCCGGGACAGGGUGGUAUGGAGGGCAUGAAAGCUGCAGCAGGCGGGGUGGUGGGGGAACUGGCUCGAGCUCGCAUCGCCCUGGACGAGAGAGGGCAGAGGCUGGGGGAGCUGGAGGAGAGGACGGCCCUCAUGAUGACCAGUGCCGAAACCUUCUCUAAACAUGCUCACGAGCUGAUGCUGAAGUGCAAAGACAAGAAGUGGUAUCAGUUUUAGAGGGUCCUGGACGAGGGCACAUUUUGCUCUCAUGCCACAAAAGGGCGCUAUUCUGGCACUUGGACUUUCACUCAUAAAAAGAGAGAGAGCAAGCAAGGCAGAUGGACAGAGAGGGACUUACAGGCCGGUCAGCAUCUCUUCUGUCUGUGUACAGGAUUGUCUUACUCUGAUUGGUUAAAAAGACAAAGUCAGAUUACGAUACGAUGGAUACCGUUAAAGUUUAAGAGGGGUUCCGUACUCCUGCGUGGUGAAUCACACAACAUCUUCAUUUAUGUACAGGGGUUGAAUGGGGUCUCCUCACAAGAAGUAAAAUGUCUCACGUUGUGUAGAUACUUUGAAAGUUACGAAAUCAACAAGAGUGCAUGAAACAAAAUGGAUGACCUAUAAAAAUGUAAAACUGCCAUAUUAAAAAGCAGCAUGUUACUUUAAAAAGGGAACUAAAAGAUUCACUUUUAUUUAAUAACCUAAGCCAAUAAUAUAAACUAAUGACGAAAAAAUUAUAUUUUUUGAAAUAGCAAACAAAUAUAUAUAUAUAUAAAAAAAAGUAUACCUGCAUUGCUAUAAGGCCAAAAUAUUUUUUUGUUGAUACCUCCUCCAUGCUAUUUCUCUCAGCAAUGCAUAUUUUCAGAAUAUUUACCUCUCUGUCUUUUCAUAUAUGACUCGAAUUAUCCACCCUUGUAUUGCAAAUGACAGCCGAGAAACGAGUUUCCACGAUUCAGGCCAACGGCAACUUACUAGGCCUAGCCCACCGACGUUCAGUCACGAACGUUAAAACACAAAAUUUUUCUGUUCUCUUUGCUGCUAGCUCACAAAAACACCACAACCAACUUUUUAAUCAGUCUCAAAACGUAACUUCACCCUUGCCUAGAAGCGUAUGUCGUGACAUGGUUUUAGAAGUGUGAGUAGUAAAAUGUGACGAGUAUGUCUGUGAGGUCCUUUUCGAGAAGCGUAUGUAAUACUUAACGUGCCAUAUUCUUGAUGGGUAAUGUAUCUUUACUAUUAAAUAGCGAUGAAAUAACUCGUCUGUGAUUAAUAUUCUGGGCUCUUACCUGUAGAUACGACAAGCCAGCCAAACUCAGACGGAAGCGUGUCUGUAAAAGAACAAAUACUCUUUGAUUUGUCAUGAUGUUUGUUUUUCUUAAAAUGAUCAAUUUCAGCUGGCCUGUUAUUUCAUUUGAUUCUCUCUUCGGUUGCUUUUGGGCACGUGUAACAAAUAUAGUUGUUUUGUACCUCACUAAGAACAACGAGUGAAUGACCUCCGUUUUCUCUGCCAAAGUUUGAAUGCGUUUGUGGAGAGAUUUCCUUCACAUUCCGGUACAAGGGACAAUUGAAUUAGAUUUUUCUCAAUAUAAUGUCAAACAAUGUUUUAUACCUUGUUACUGUAGUGUCAGACGAUUGUUCGCUUGUGUCUACUGGUUGUCAGCUGACUGUGGGUAUGGUGUUUUAGACCGACCAGUGGGCGAUACUUAUGAAUAUUCAUGUUUUUGGAAUAUGUGUCUGGAACGAUUAAACCGAGUGGGCCGCCUGCAGUUUGCGGCAGUGUUUUGUGUAAGCGAAAUCUUCCAGAAUCGUAUUUUAAACUCAUGUUGUGUUUCUAUGGUUUGUCCUCUGAUGACCUCUGACCUUCUAUUUCUUUACUGUAUCAAACUCUGCAUCUCUUCCGUACCCCAUGCCUCUGCCCAUUUGGCUUUGUAAAUACAAGCUGCUACACAGUAACAUAUACGUUGUGCAUUGAAAUACAUAAACUCAAGUUUCAUGCAGGUAUACAUUGUCAAACAUUCGUCAAACUUGGGCUCUUACGCAAUAUUUUCUUUCUCACGCUAUUACUUUUGAAAUAAUGCUCAUGGCGAUGACUAAUUCUACAAGUUUGAAGAUGUUUCGCAUGUGGAGAGUGUGUAUUUGGACACAUGACUCAUCAUAAUGGUCAGCCAGUCCGAAGCCAAAGCCAUGGAGAAAUGUUCUUCUGAAGAUACCUGUUGGGUUUCGUUAAUGUUCACCGUUAUAUUUGUUUCGACAGAUUCUCCAAUGAUUCCUCUUAAGUGUCAAAAAAGAAUAAGGACCGACUCUCACAGACAGGGUAUUUUGUUCGUAUGUUCUCAGUUUUUAUAUGAAAAUGUACAGUUCAACUGGGGGGAGAGUGAGCUAAGUUAUUGACAAAAGUGAUUUGGAUAUUCCUCUGUGAACGUCAUACAUGUUUAAAGAUGGUACAAUGUCUGAUAUUCUGACUGUAGUUAACUCCACCCCAACUCUGGUCCUCUGAUACCUCCAGAGAAGGCAACAACGUCGGUCUUGUUUAAAUGGAUAACGCCACCUUUCGUUCUUAUCGAUAUUCUAGUAGUGUUAGAGAGGUUAUUAAAAAUACAAUGGAAAAAUAUGUUGAUGCAAAUCAAAUUGAAAUAAACAUUGA
Molecule: messenger RNA, 6941 nt
Organism: Xyrauchen texanus (razorback sucker)
Lineage: Eukaryota; Metazoa; Chordata; Actinopteri; Cypriniformes; Catostomidae
Product: syntaxin-binding protein 5-like
Exons: 30
Coding region: 731-4534 (1267 amino acids)
Biological process (GO): regulation of protein secretion; regulation of exocytosis
Cellular component (GO): plasma membrane; cytoplasm; SNARE complex
Molecular function (GO): myosin II binding; syntaxin binding; GTPase activator activity
Source: RefSeq, a predicted model, not a curated record